AUGGCUCCAAAAGGUAAGAAGGUUGCACCAGCACCAUUAGCAUCUAAGACCACCAAGAGUGCAUCUGCAAAGAACCCAUUAUUUGAAUCUACUCCAAAGAACUUUGGUUUAGGUCAAGCAGUUCAACCAAAGAGAAACUUGUCUAGAUUUGUCAAGUGGCCAGAAUAUGUCAGAUUACAAAGACAAAAGAAGAUCUUGAACUUGAGAUUGAAGGUUCCUCCAGCUAUUGCACAAUUCUCCAAUGUCUUGGACAAGAACACUGCAGCUGCAACCUUCAAGUUAUUGAACAAGUACAGACCAGAAACCACUGCUGAAAAGAAGGAAAGAUUGACCAAGGAAGCAGCAGCUAUUGCAGAAGGCAAGAAGAAGGAAGAUGUUUCCGAAAAGCCAUAUGUUGUCAAGUACGGUUUGAACCACGUUGUUGGUUUAAUUGAAAACAAGAAGGCUAAGCUUGUUUUGAUUGCUAACGAUGUCGACCCAAUUGAAUUGGUUGUCUUCUUACCAGCUCUAUGUCACAAGAUGGGUGUUCCAUACGCUAUUGUUAAGGGUAAGGCUAGAUUAGGUACCUUAGUUCACCAAAAGACUGCUACUGUUGCUGCAUUAGUUGACGUCAAGUCUGAAGAUGAAGCUGAAUUAGCUAAGUUAGUCUCCACCAUCAAUGCCAACUACACCGAGAAGUACGACGAAUCCAAGAGACACUGGGGUGGUGGUAUCAUGGGUGCAAAGGCACAAGCAAAGAUGGCAAAGAGAGCCAAGGCUGCUGCUGCAAGCGCAACUGCAGGUAAAUAA
Molecule: messenger RNA, 789 nt
Organism: Pichia kudriavzevii
Lineage: Eukaryota; Fungi; Ascomycota; Pichiomycetes; Pichiales; Pichiaceae
Exons: 1
Coding region: 1-789 (262 amino acids)
Biological process (GO): ribosome biogenesis
Cellular component (GO): ribonucleoprotein complex
Source: RefSeq, a predicted model, not a curated record